This is a messenger RNA of Toxorhynchites rutilus septentrionalis, 2104 nucleotides long. RefSeq lists its product as uncharacterized. The record is from RefSeq and is a predicted model, not a curated record. Bases 1 to 1713 code for a protein of 570 amino acids. NCBI's taxonomy places the organism in Eukaryota, Metazoa, Arthropoda, Insecta, Diptera, Culicidae. Gene Ontology annotation, molecular function: nucleic acid binding; zinc ion binding. The transcript is spliced from 2 exons.
AUGGACAAGUGGGAAAUUAAACCAUUUAGUUUCAAAUCCUUGCAUAGGAAUACGGUGCGUGACGAGUGGAUGAAAUAUAAGCGGAAUUUCGAUUUCGUCGUCGCGGCCACUGGUGAAACCGAUAAAGAUCGUAUCCGAAACAUUUUCCUCGCAAAGGGCGGGCCGGAUCUUCAAGAAGUGUUUGCGUCCAUUCCUGGAGCUGACGUGAAGGAUGACCCGAAGAACGGAAUCGAUUCAUACGCGGUAGCUAUUGAAAAACUUGACACCUACUUUGCACCCAAGCAACACGAUACGUUUGAGCGUAAUCUGUUCUGGACAUUGAAACCGGAUCCAGAAGAGACCCUGGUGAAGUUUACGCUCCGUUGCCAAGAGCAAUCAACUAAAUGUGACUUCGGGAAGUCUUCUGAAGAGAGCAGAUCCAUCAGCGUUAUCGAUAAAAUUAUUUUGUUUGCUCCAAGUGAUUUAAAAGAGCAAUUAUUGCAAAAGGAUAAUCUAAAAAUUGAUGAAGUCACGAAAAUAGUGAGCUCAUAUGAAUCGGUCAAACAUCAGGCUCGAACAAUCAGUUGCUCCGCUAGUGGUUUUUCUGAGAAUGCUAUAUUGAGUCAAGAGGCAACCAGCUCUGUCAACAGGAUUCGACCUUCGACUUCGAGGGAGUGCAUACGUUGUGGCAAAGUGGGCCACUAUGCGUCCGAUCCUAAGUGUCCAGCGAGAGAUAAAGAAUGCAAUAAAUGCAAGCGCUUCGGACACUUUGCAAAUCAAUGUCGAACAACCGGUUCAGUGAAGCGUGAAUUCGAGGGGCCCAAAUUCAGUAACAAACACCCACGACAGGAACGGAUUCGUGAAAUAAGAGCUAAUACUGAACGACAAGAAGAUGUGAAGGAUAAAAGCUUCAUAUUCAAUAUUUCGGAUGGUGACGAACUAAUUAGGAUGUCUGUAGGAGGCAUAUUGCUGCAACUAAUGGUCGAUUCGGGGUGCAAGAGGAAUAUCAUUGAUGAACAAUCUUGGAAGUACUUAAAAGCAAACGGCGUUGAAAUUUGGAACCAGAAGAAAGAGUGCGAUGAAGUAUUCCUUCCAUAUGGCGAGAAUGCGAAACCCCUGACGGUACUAGGCUCAUUCGAUACUUCUAUUACGAUUGAAGAUGUGGGAAAGAUAACGGAAAAGGUAGCUACGUUUUACGUAAUUCGAGGAGGUCAUCAGUGUCUUUUAGGCAGGACAACUGCUACCGAGCUAGGUGUUCUCUUCGUUGGCUUGCCCAGUACUCGUGGUGUGAAUGCAGUAAAGGUUGAGGAAAAACGUUCGUUCCCGAAAAUCAAAGGGGUUAAGGUAUCUAUACCGAUUGAUAAAACCUUCCCACCUGUGUGCCAAAACCCAAGACGACCCCCAAUAGCUUUGUUGGCGAAAAUCGAGGACAAGUUGAACUCCCUCUUGGCGAACGAUAUCAUUGAACCAGUGGAUGGUGGUUGUCCAUGGGUAUCACCUUUAGUUACUGUCAUCAAAGAUAAUGGUGACAUACGCUUGUGCGUUGAUAUGCGUCGGGCAAAUGUUGCUAUUCUGCGAGAAAGGCAUCUGAUGCCCACAAUUGAUGAUUUUCUUCCACGGUUCGCUGGUGCGAAGUACUUUAGUCGCCUCGAUAUUAAAGAGGCAUUCCAUCAGGUAGAACUUGACGAGGACAGUCGAUAUAUAACGACCUUCAUCACCCACAUGGGCCUAUAGCGCUACAAGCGCCUUAUGUACGGGAUUGUAAUCGCUCCAGAGAUAUUUCAGAGGAUACUUGAGCAAGUUUUGAGCCGGUGUAGCAAAAACGCCGUGAACUUUAUUGACGACAUAUUGAUUUUCGGUAAGACAGAAGCGGAACAUAACGCGGUGCUUGAGUUGGUACUGUCCACUCUUAAGGAGUUUGGGGUACUACUCAAUCAAAACAAAUGUAUUUUCAACGUCCAAAAGCUGGAUUUCUUAGGACACACUCUUUCAUCACAAGGCAUACAACCCGCUCAGGAUAAGAUUUUGGCCAUCCGGAAAUUCCGUGCGCCUUCCAGUCCGGAAGAAGUUCGUAGUUUUUUAGGCCUCGUUAGGUAUAUCGGACGUUUCCUCCCAAAUCUGGCCA